Molecule: messenger RNA, 2029 nt
Organism: Amyelois transitella
Lineage: Eukaryota; Metazoa; Arthropoda; Insecta; Lepidoptera; Pyralidae
Product: KRAB-A domain-containing protein 2-like
Exons: 2
Coding region: 221-1858 (545 amino acids)
Biological process (GO): DNA integration
Molecular function (GO): nucleic acid binding
Source: RefSeq, a predicted model, not a curated record
AAUACUUUUAACUAAAAUAACAGUUAAAACUACUUUUGCCCAAUAGAGCUGGUUAAAAGUACUUUUGACUAAGUGAUUCCGUCAAAAGUAGUUUUGACUGGUUGUAUCAGUCAAAACUCUUAAAAAGUUAAGGUGGUCGAUAAAAAUAACGACAAACGCUCGUAAAUAAACUUUUAUAUUACUCAUCAUUUGUGGAUAACGUGCUGAUAUUAGAAUCAAAAUGAGUGAGUAUGAAAAGAAAGAACGCUUUUUGCAAAGAAUUUUAGCGUUAGAAGAUAUGAAAGAUAGUCAUUUUAAUGUUAUGACAAAAGAAAAAUUUGAAAAGUUUGCAAUGGAUGUGGAAGACGCGAAAUUUGAUGAAAAGAAAACACCAUUACAGUACAGUAGACUAAAACGCUUCAACAUCAUUGAAGUUUGUGGUAUAAAAAAAUUAGUUACGAACACAGAACCUGUCAAAUAUUUUUUGCCGGCUGAGGAAAUCUACGACAUUAUUGAUGCUGCUCAUAUUUCUAUAGGGCAUGGUGGUCGCGAUAGACUUAAGAACGAAACGGCAAAAAAGUACGCUAAUGUAACAAAAGAAAUGAUUAAUAUAUAUUUGUCAAUGUGCGAAGUAUGCCAAAGGAAGAAAAGCAAGAAAAGGAGGGGUUUGGUUUCGAAACCGAUCCUGCACUCUGAAAUGAACAGCCGCUGCCAAGUCGACCUUAUUGACAUGCAGUCGCAAGAAGAUCGCGGGCAUAAAUUUAUUAUGGUUUAUCAGGAUCAUUUAACUAAAUUUGUAAUUUUGCGACCACUGACAUCAAAAAGGGCUACUGAAGUUGCAUAUCAAUUAAUGGAUAUUUUUUUGACCUUUGGAGCACCAUGUAUUUUGCACUCAGAUAAUGGCAGAGAGUUUGUUAACUCAGUUAUAAAAGAAUUAACAUCAUAUUGGCCGGAGCUAAAACUAGUAACUGGGAAACCACGUCAUAGCCAAAGUCAAGGUUCCGUGGAAAGGGCUAAUCAAGAUGUCGAAAAAAUGCUCGCAUCUUGGAUGGAAGACAAUAAAACCACUAACUGGUCGAAUGGACUAAAAUUUGUUCAAUUUAUGAAGAACAGAGCAUUUCACUCAGGGAUAAAGCAGUCUCCGUAUAAAGCAAUGUUUGGAAUGGAACCUAAAGUGGGGCUUACAACAUCUAAUCUACCUAUGGAAAUUAUAAGUGGAUUGCACAAUGAAGAAGACUUACAAGUUGCAAUCACAGAAAUGGAUCAAAACUUCGAUGAUAAUGAAGAGAACCUAGAUAAACAAGAAAAAAUUGAAACAAAAAAGACAGGUAAAGAACAAGAAGAAAAUAAGGAACAAGAAGAAAACAAAGAACAAGAAGAAAUAUUUGAACACAACAGUAACGAAUCAAUGAUAUUGGAAGCAAGAGAAAAAGCGCAUUUGAAUUUAGUAAAACAAGCAAAGAGAAUGAAAACAGCAAGCGAUCAAUCUCAUCCACCACUCAACGUCGAAGACAAUGUGACCAUACCAAUCCCAGACGUAGACAAAGGAAAGGCAGACCUUCGUAAUUUAAUUGGAGUUGUAUUAGAAGUUACUUGUGAGCAGUUAUACAGAAUUGGGACAAAGAGUGGGAUUUUAGAGAAAUUGUACUGCAGAUCCGAAUUUGAUGGCUGCAAAGAAAAAUUUAUCCGCCCGGAUGAGGUGCCCAACAAAACAGUUACAUUACGAACAGCUGCAAAGAACGCUGCUAUCGGAACAGGACAAGGUUAUGCUCGAUGUGUAUGUUCUACGGGCUGUAAAAACAACAAAUGUUUAUGCAAGAAGAAAGGAUUGCUGUGUAAUUCAAAGUGCCAUAAUAGUCUGAGUUGCAUGAAUAAAUAAUUCGUCACUAUAGACUGAUAGCCUAGUAAAGUUUAAAAAAAACACGUAUGUUGCUUACGAUGCACAAAUAAUUUGCAAUAAGUAAAACAUAUAUAAUUUACAAGGUUUCAUUAUACAAUCACGAAUUAUGUUUUGAUUUUUAAAUUUCAAUUAUAGUUAAAAAUUAUUUAA